CCCCUCCCGCCGCUUUCUUUUCUGACUCCUCCUCGUCUGCCUGAUCCUCGCGCAGCGCGUACUGCUCUUCCGACUCCGUAUCUAUCUUGGGUGAAGCUUUGGCCCGAGCACUUCUCUGCCAUCAGCCUGCAGCGCCCCUUGGACCAAGCAGCUCCGGAGGCCCCUGAUGGCGGUCCUGUCGCGCGUGGUGCUGGCGGUUGCCCUGCUCGCCUCCCCGGCCGCCGCCUACGUUGCCCCGGUGCCCGGCGAGGCCGCCCUGCAGCGUUCCGUCGCCUCGGCGGUCCAGCAGCAGCCGACACUCCUCGUGGAGGAGCUCGUGGAGGAGCCCGCGGCGGACAGCAACGCCUCUGGGGCGAUGCUCGGUGCGGCUGUGGCCAGCAUCGCCGGAGCAGUGGUCGGCUGGCUGCGCUCCAACAAGCAGAGGGCCGCCAGCGCCGCUGCAGCGUCGGCGGUGGCGCUCGUGGCUUCGGCUUCACCAGCGCUGGCAGAGGUCGACUAUAUCAACAUCGAGUACCUGGGCGGCAGCAACAAGGUGGACAUCAACAACGCCAACAUCAUGGCCUACCGCCAGUUCCCUGGCAUGUUCCCGACCGCCAGCGGCUGGAUCGGCACGCACGGCCCGUGGGAGAAGGUGUCGGACAUGUUGAAUGACCCCGAGCUCCCCGACAACCUGAAGCAGAUCAUCCAGAAGUACGAGAAGAACUAUGUUGCCUUCCCGGCCAACCCGGCCUACUUCAUCGACCGCAUCAACAACGCCAUGUACCGUUGAGUUCACGCAGUCCUGCCUGCUCGUUCAAGAGGGUCUCGCUGGUGCAGAGGCCGAGGUGUGAGGAUCCCAUGCUCCCUCGGAUCUCACUGCACCUGCACGCCUCUAUGACGAAGGCUCAGGACACCCAAGCUAGGUGCCUGCAGCAGAAUCCGCUGCACCAUUUCUGACUUGGUAGGAUGCUGACUGGAGUGCAGACUUUUUGAACCGGUGCGCCAGCUUCGAUUUGUGGGAGCAACGGGACGUUCAAAAUGAUACUUUGAGGGAAACAGACCCUCUGCUACUCCUGCUGCUGCUCCUCCUGUUCGUCCUGCUCGUGCUCUUGCUCGCUCCUACUCCUGCUGCUGCUGCCCCUCUUCCUUUUUUGAGCCCAGUCCCGGAACCAGAAGGGAUGGGUUCUGGUGGGUCAUGGAGAAAAAUGCUGAUGCCUCCUUAGUGUUACCUCUCCAGCGAGUGGAGGGCCUGAUCUGAUAAGCG
This is a messenger RNA of Prorocentrum cordatum, 1243 nucleotides long. The record is from the annotation of a GenBank genome assembly. NCBI's taxonomy places the organism in Eukaryota, Dinophyceae, Prorocentrales, Prorocentraceae.